Colletotrichum phormii is the source of this 908-nucleotide messenger RNA. RefSeq lists its product as uncharacterized. Bases 75 to 641 code for a protein of 188 amino acids. The transcript has 3 exons. The record is from RefSeq and is a predicted model, not a curated record. Lineage: Eukaryota; Fungi; Ascomycota; Sordariomycetes; Glomerellales; Glomerellaceae.
CUAGUUACAGUCUUGACGGCUCUCACCCUUAAUAUCUUAUUCAGAUCAAUCACUAAUACUACUCGAACGCCAAAAUGCGUGUUCCUCAGCUCAUCCUCUCCCUCUUCCUCCUCUUUACUUUCGUCGUUGCUCUACCUGUGCCGGCACCGGUUGACGCCCUUGUUGAGCGGGCGCAAAGCGCAUCUAAGAAGAGCAGCGCGGCGGGGAGAAAGAAAGAAGCCAACGGCAUCGACAAGAACAUUAAUAUCCAGAAACAGGAGCAAAAGGAUGUCAAGAAGGUCCAAAAGGCUGAAGGCACCAAGGACUUCAAGAACCAGUCGGGUCAGCUCAACAAGGACAUUGCCAAGGGACAGAAGCAGCGCGAGAAGAACCAGAAGAACGCGGACCCCAACAACAAGAACCUGAAUGACGGCCUCAAGAAGGUCCAAGGAGCCCAGGCCAAGGAGUCAAAGCAAGCCAAGAGUCUGAAUGGCAAUAAUUCUAAGCAAGACAAGGCUACUCUUAAUAAGCUCUCUGGCGAGUUCAAGGGUGGAGAGCAGCAGAACAAGAAGAAUAAGCAGGCUGCGCUGAGUGGUGGUGGCGGUGGCAAGAAGAAGGGCGGAAGAUCCUUGGAGGGUGAGGAGACUGAGGAGAUGGAGUAGAGAAAGACUUCUCUGGUCCAGACAGAUAUCGCUUUUGACUGUUAUAGAUAGGCAAACAAUCCACGACAAGAUGAGAAUGGGCAAGUCUCGAGAUCACAAGAUGGACCUGUGCAGAGAGUUUGGAGACUGAUGCAACGAGAAUGGAAUUUGCCAUCCGUAAGGUACCUAGUAAUCACGUCUGAAGUCCUGAGUACAAUGCACUUCUACAAGCGUCAACGAUCAUUCCCGCAGCGCAUCAAUAAUUAGGGCGAAUGAUACUGUGUGAUG